AUGGGGCCGAUCGGGCCCACCUUUGAUGCCAUCCAGUGCACCCUGAACGCCGCCCGCACCAGCGAAAUAGGCCGCAUUGGUCUUGGCAGCUGCAAAAGCGGCGGAGUCGCGAGUGACGGCCUGGGUCUGCUCAAGACGCUCAAUAUUGCGGCGAGGAGGGCCGAUGUCGUGGACAGCCUCCUCGACGAUAUUUUCUGCCUCCUCUUCUGUAGUGUCACCUGCCGAGUCGUCUCUCUUUUCGUCUGUCUCCUCAUUCUCGCCAUAUUCCUCCUCCGGCGUCGACUUAAUGAAUGCGCACAGUGCCUUUACGCCAUCAAUAUGUUGCGGGUUGGCCGUCAGUGCGGCCAAGUAUGCCGGCAGCGCAUCAUGAAACUCGCCUGCCAUGUAGUUGGUCUUCUCCACGAGCGACAAGUUCUUGAAGCGGAGGAGGCCCGGCAUUGUACAGUCGACGAUUGUGACACCCUCUCGGGCCCGCAACGGGGCGACCACGCGGGUUUCGAACGCCUCGAGGAUCGCAGACUUGAUACCCUGGAGUGCAUCACGCGGAAUUCCGAUUCGGAGAGAGAGUGA
Messenger RNA from Sporothrix schenckii 1099-18, 570 nucleotides. RefSeq lists its product as uncharacterized. The record is from RefSeq and is a predicted model, not a curated record. NCBI's taxonomy places the organism in Eukaryota, Fungi, Ascomycota, Sordariomycetes, Ophiostomatales, Ophiostomataceae. The transcript has a single exon. The coding region runs from base 1 to 570 and encodes 189 amino acids.